This is a messenger RNA of Symbiodinium sp. CCMP2456, 457 nucleotides long. The record is from the annotation of a GenBank genome assembly. Lineage: Eukaryota; Dinophyceae; Suessiales; Symbiodiniaceae.
GUGUAGCAGACAAUGGCGCUAGCAAGGAGAUCAACAUGUACUUCUUCGAGUCUAUGUUCGGCUACGCGCCCCUGCUCUUCGCCACCUAUCCGGCCUUAGCCUUGCGGCUGCCGGGCUUCGACGAGCAACGGCUCAAGUCCUCCCUGGCCAAGGCGCUGAAGGCGCUGCCGACCGUCGCGGGGCGCUUCCGCGACGACAGUAAGAAGAUGGUCUUGAACGGCGCCGGCGUGCCGUUUAAGGUCGUUGAGUCCUCGGAGUCUGCGGCUCCAGAGGUCCUCGAGGAGCGUUCGCUCCUGACUUUUGCCGACUUUUACCGCCCAGGUGCGGUCCGACAUGGUUCUGCUCCACCGAUGUCGAUCAAGCUCACGACCUACAAGGACGGCAGCGCCGUCCUCUGCAUGUGCCGAUCCCACAUACUCUUUGAUGGGACCUCGGCUUGGACCUUCCUGAACUAUUG